Molecule: messenger RNA, 3906 nt
Organism: Paracoccidioides brasiliensis Pb18
Exons: 1
Coding region: 1-3906 (1301 amino acids)
Molecular function (GO): microtubule binding
Source: RefSeq, a predicted model, not a curated record
AUGGCUGAAAAUCCGUUUAUUUCUUUGACUCCUGCUCUCCGCCUCCGUCCUUCGUCUGGUUUAAGAACACCUUCCCGAUCUCCACCUCGGUAUCCAUCCCGUUCCCGUUCCAGCUCUUCAGACCGAAACCUGUCAUCUUUUAUCGGUGUUUCGGACCCAUUGCUUGCCAAUCUUUCACCGGAAUCCACUCUAACUGCAUUAUCAGCAACGGAUGCCGUGCGGACAACAGGAAAGACCGCUCAGGGGAUUCUUUCCAAAGCCAUUGCCGAUGCUUCGACCGCUGAGCGUUCUUUAGCAGUUCGAGCUGCUGUGGCCGGACAGAAUUUGAAACAAUGGUAUACAGAGGUACUGUCUUGGGAGUGGCCUCAGAAACGUGAUGCGUCCCUGGGAAAAGGGUUUGUCUCCUCAAAGAGUGAGGAUGCUGGUACUGAUGAUCAAUGGGACACAUCCUUGGGAUGCCUUCCAGUAGCUGUUGUAGAACAGCACGAGUACAGGAUUGAUGAGAUAAAGGCAGAUAUGGAAAUGUUAGAUGUCGAGGAACUGAAAGAACACAUCCUGAAUGCCCACAUCCCCUCUCGCUCCAGACCAUCCUCUUCGAAUAGCACGUUGUCCACAAACAUGCACACUCUCAGCUAUGUGCAACUCAGCGAUUUCACUGCAGUAAUAACGGCUACCAUCCUUCAGGCACUCCCUUAUCUUUCAAAGUUGAAUGCCCUCCUCAAUAUAUGGGAGAUUCGCCUCGCCGUGCUACAUCAAAUCCCCGAGCUACUGGCUGGUCUUGGGAGUACAAAGAGGGCCAUUGAUGGCGCACUGGACCGAUUGGGAACAGGUCUGCUACCCGAAAUAGACGACCCCUUUUUUUCCAAGACAUUUUUCGACUCCGCUCGCCACAAGUUGGAAAACAUGGUAUUAAUUGUGGGCAGUAAAAUGGAUCGCAUCCUAGAUUCUCUAGAAGGCCAGGACGAUGCUCUCCCCGAUGCCUGGAUCGACGAAAUGGAAGCCAUCGAAGCUGGUUUUGCGACUUGGGCAUUUGAAGCAGAGAAGAUGGCAGUCGAAAAUGACUUCGGGCGGUCAAGCACCCCUCUGCCAGAAUUUUCCAUGCAGUCAAGUGAGAUCAAAAAACCGGACGAAGCAGGCUGUGGACCUUCUACCCAAAACACAGCGUCUCUUCAGUUUCAGAAAUGUCGAGAAAAUAUGGAGGAUAGCUCACGGAUAGUGAGCGACCUUACCGGAACCAAUGUCAAACCCGAGCCUCCCAAAACACCCUGUCGGAGCGAUCUAGAUUUGAACGACGAGGUCUCUCCGGCAUCAAUAAAUAUUUCGCUGUCACAGCCUCCACCAAUACCUCGCAUUAAGGAACAAGAUGAAGAUGAACCCCAAAUCAGUGUUCAGGAGUCACCCAAGGAAGCUAAAACCGAGGGGGAGCCGAAUUCCCUGCCUAGUAACUCCGACACUUCAACUCUACCUUCUUCCCCUCUUUCUUGUACCCCUGCGACCUCUUCUAUUCAUGAAGAUAUCACUUCUCCACCAUCUUCUACUGGCCCUGAUCCCUUAACGAGUCGACAGACUCCUUCUAUCGAUGACCCCCAAGAUCCAUCUGGCCAAUCACAUGGAAGGCAGGCAACUAACGCACUUCCCGGGGCCAGUGCUUCAAUUACGUCUGAAAAACCUAGUUCGAACCCUGAGGAGUCCCCUGUGCCCCAAGAAAAUAGCAACACAAACCCACCGGGAAAUAACUCACCUGGGAAAACAAUUAAUGACGGUAUCUCCUUGCCUGGUUCUUCUCCACCGGCUGUGCCCAGUCGCCCUGCCUCUCCGCAAUCACCGUUCCGCAAUACUACUUUUCCUCUCCGGGCCAUCCAUUGCAGUGCAAUUAAUCGAUCCACCCCGUCUUCGCCCACGACAGCUGAUAUUAGUCCUCACGGAUUCAUCCAAAGCAUACAGGACGCCCUAAAACUGGACACCGGAUCUCACCGUCGCGAUUCCAUUAUCUCUAUUGCCUCAACUGCUGGGUCAGGUUUCUCUUAUGGCUCUAAUCCUGAGAUUCGGGAUGCUCAAGUAGCCACGUCCCAUGGUAGCCCUAUCGUGGUUGAAUCUCCUGGCAGCUUUCUCACUAAUGGAUCUAAGUCUUCCGGAGCCCAUGGCCACAAUGGAAAUAUCGUUGAGUGCGUGAAAAAACCCAAGUCAAGUGACCACUUGGCUUCUGCUUCCCGUUCUACUCUGUACCGGACUAUGAGUUUACCUCUGGAGCGGUUCAUGGAUGGAGAUUCCCAAGUCACUCAUGGCACGGAUGAUCUCAAAGAACAGCCGCAUUCGUCAGAACUCCGGCAGGCGUCUUCUGCUGCAAUUGAAGUUUUACCAAAAGCCGAACUCCGGAGUAUCGUGGUCUCGAAUAGGCUUAGUAUUGGGCCUGCCAAUGUGCGGAAAUCGAUGCCAAAUCUCCGCCGUACAGUAUCUAGUCUGGGUCUCUCGUCUUUACACCGACUCAGCACUAGAUCUCUACGCCUUAGCCCAAAUAAUCCCUGGGGUCCACGUGUAUCUACCUCCUCAGAAUCCCUUCCAUCUACUGCUGAGGAACCUUCUCCAUCGAUGGGUGUUUCGGUCUGCAAAGUUAAUUCUAUCAAUUAUCCAACCACCCCCACUCCGCCACCGAGUCUCCCACGUAGAUCCAGCAAGCGACUUUCUAAGCUUCUUAGUCCAGUCGCUUCCCUUUCUUCACAAAAGCAGAAGAAGAUCAUAACCCCUCUUCACAGUGCUCCUCUUUCAAAAUCCAUUUCUGUCAAUUCAUCAACUGCACCUUCUAUUACCACCCUAAGAUCACCGGAAGAUCACCUAGAGGAAAAGAUCAGUUCCAUCCUUACAACAAUUCCCGCCCGAAUCCAUUUAGCAUCAACGCCAGAGAGUACCAAAUGCAACCAAAGCACCCCUCGUGCGUCUGACUGUUCGUACUCGAAUUCUCCAAAACGGGAUUUUUUGCAGUCACAAUCCCCCGCAUUUAGUCGUAGCAACACCCCUACCCCUUCCCUCACCCUCACACCAGCAUUUGGCCGCUCGAGACGACCCCACACACAUAAUGACGAUGACUCUGCUGUCAGACUCUACCAUCUCCACCGCGGAGGGAAGACAGCACCUGUCAAACUCUUUGUGCGUUCAGUCGGUGAAGACGGAGAACGAGUCAUGGUACGAGUUGGCGGUGGAUGGGCCGAUCUCGGAGAAUACCUUCGAGAGUACGUGCUCCAUCACGGCCGGCGAGAUGUUUCAGACGGAAAAUUCGAGGUCCGCGGCAUCCCCACUCCUAACAUAUCACCCAACCACUCAUCACACGGCAAACAUGCUGCUCCAACCUCGAACACCAGCCCGUCAACCCCCAUAUCCCGUCCCGGUUCUGCAUUCGACAUCCGCCCCCCCUCCUCACUGAAUGUCCGUAAAUCCCGUCGAUCCAUGGCAACCCCGUCAGGACUCCCAACCUUAACAACAGCCAACAUCGAAAAAGCCUCCCAAGGAUCCAACAGUGGCAGCGGCGGCGGUCCCUCUUCCUUCCUAUCAUCUACUCGCCGCAGACUCUCCACCUCCUCCAACGCAUCCAUGAGCAUUGCUUCAGGUUAUGGCGGCGACGGGUCCCACGUCUCUACCCCAUUAGGACUCGCAGGCCCAAAGCCAAAGUCCAGACAAGUAUCAAUUAGCCCCGAGAACGAGGCGUGGGUCGAAGACGUCAUUGGACGCGCUCGACGAACCUCAGUGACACUGAGGCCCGAGCGCUCUUAUGGGAAUCUCAGACGCUUCCGACCUGUUGUUUCGCAGGUGGAUGCUGCGGGCGAUCUGGUUGAAGGGGGCCAUAGGAGUGUUAGUAAUACCGGGGUGGAUGGCGGUGGGAAUAAACGGGUGUAUCUUCGCGUGGUUAGGUAA